Messenger RNA from Gasterosteus aculeatus aculeatus (three-spined stickleback), 2044 nucleotides. RefSeq names its product exoribonuclease 1 (gene eri1). The record is from RefSeq and is a predicted model, not a curated record. NCBI's taxonomy places the organism in Eukaryota, Metazoa, Chordata, Actinopteri, Perciformes, Gasterosteidae. Gene Ontology annotation, cellular component: cytoplasm; nucleolus. Gene Ontology annotation, molecular function: 3'-5'-RNA exonuclease activity; nucleic acid binding.
AGACCGGAAGUCGUCACAACUGGUCUCCGUUAGAAAAAGUUGAAUGUUGCGCGGCGAGCUGGUUGUUGAGGUACGAUAGAAACGCUAUGGAUUAAAACCGGUUUCAUUGAUUAGUGUUUAAGUAUUUAAUAACUAUAACUGGAUUAGUUACUUUCGUAAUAGGCCAGCGGUUCAAAGUGCAUAACUGAAGUCAAACACCGGAAUGAUUCAGUUAGCUAGCUAAUGUUAGCUGGUGUGGCUACAGAAUUCACCUUACAUUACCUUUAGGUUUUAUUUGUUUAAUUGCUGGCAUUUUUCUGGAUUAACUUUAACCACUUUAAAUGGAUGAGCACAAAGAGAAUAUUCACACCGAGGACCUGAACGCGAAGAUGUCGGAUGCCAGAGCAGAUGAUGAUGAGGUGAAGCCUUGCAGCAGGAUAUGUCCCGACGAGGAAGCUGCUCCUCAGGUGUCCCCGUCCCAGUCCAACAGUGACUUCAGUCACCCGGUGUACAAAGAGAUCUCCAUGGCUAACGGACACAUCAACCGCAUGACCAUGGACGAGCUUCGGAUCAAGUUGUCAGAGCUGCACCUCGACACGAGAGGCGUGAAGGAUGUGAUGAAGAAGAGGCUGAAGAGCCAUUACAAGAAGCAGAAGCUGCUGCAGUCUGCCGCCGAGGGAGGGGCCACCGACACCUACUAUGACUACAUCUGCGUGGUGGACUUCGAAGCAACGUGUGAAGAGGACAACCCGUCCGACUUCCACCACGAGAUCAUAGAGUUCCCCAUGGUGCUCAUCAACACGCACACCUUGGAAAUCGUGGACUCGUUUCAGGAAUACGUGAAGCCAGAGUCGAACCCGCAGCUCUCCGACUUCUGUGUGCAGUUAACGGGGAUAACGCAGAAAAUGGUGGACGAAGCGGCCCCGUUUCCGGAUGUCCUCCAGCGGGUCGUCGCUUGGCUUCAGGAGAGGGAGCUCGGGACAAAGUACAAAUACGCCAUCCUCACCGACGGGGCCUGGGACAUGAGCAAGUUCCUCAACAUCCAGUGCCGGAUCAGCCGGAUCCGAUACCCUCAGUUUGCGAAGAAGUGGAUCAACAUCAGGAAAUCAUACGGGAACUUCUACAAGGUCCCGCGCACACAGACCAAGCUGAGCACCAUGUUGGAGAAGUUGGGUCUGCAGUACGAAGGUCGCCCUCACUCCGGUCUGGACGACUCGCGCAACAUCGCCCGGAUCGCUCUGCGCAUGCUGCAGGACGGGUGUCAGCUGCGCGCCAACGAGCGCAUGCACGCCGGCCAGCUGCUCUCCGUCCCCAGCUCGGCCCCUAUGGAAGGAGCCCCCCCGCCACACAACCCCCGCAGCAGAGACUAGACCGCGGGGAGCCGAGGCCGCUCCUACUCACCCCUUGACCCCCGUGAGUCAGAGAGAAAAGUGAAUUUGCGUUUGUUUUGGGGUGUAGGAGCUGUAGUUGGUGAACGGAGUCGACGUUUCCUCUCCGACCACCACGCCGUAUAUUUUUACACCAGAUGUUUAAAAUGAGAGAUCACACCAGUGUGUUGUGGGAGGAUUUUCUGUUGGACCGUCCUCGCUCCGCCUUACUGUGCUGCUUGUUAGUAUUCAAACAAUUGGAAUAUGACGCUAAAUUUAUUUGUCCCAUGAUGUGAAUUCUUUAUUUCACGUUCCGCUUUAAAGAAAUCCAACUCUUUGAAAACCUAGAAUUGUUGUCAUUUUUAUGGCCUCACAAUGUGUGGCCAUAGAUCAUACGAUAAACACAAGGGACUACGUGCACGUAAUAACAGCCAUAAUACCACACCCAGUGAUGAGAAUACACAAGUCCGUUAGUACUGUAAGGCUUCAUGCCGUAGUGUUCCGUCAUCUUUUGUAUUGAUGUUCAAUUAUGUCAUGGACGAUGCUCUAUUUUAACAGGAACAAAUAUUCUUCCAAAUGCCAAAUAUCUCAAAUAAAAUGUUUCUCUGUUCUUGUAAAUCAUCUUUGUGAGUAUCUUGGCCACAGGUGAAUUAAUCUUAAUCCUAAAACGUGUAAAAUAAAGGUUGAAGUUGCAUUGA